Molecule: messenger RNA, 1061 nt
Organism: Ricinus communis (castor bean)
Lineage: Eukaryota; Viridiplantae; Streptophyta; Magnoliopsida; Malpighiales; Euphorbiaceae
Product: U6 snRNA phosphodiesterase 1
Exons: 6
Coding region: 30-896 (288 amino acids)
Biological process (GO): U6 snRNA 3'-end processing
Cellular component (GO): nucleus
Molecular function (GO): 3'-5'-RNA exonuclease activity
Source: RefSeq, a predicted model, not a curated record
GCUCGCCAUAAGCGCGCAGGAGAGGAAGAAUGGAAGCUCUGAUAGCUUCAUAUGGAGAUGCAUCGUCAGAUUCGGACUCAGAUACUGCUCUUCCAACAGCAACAGCAGCAUCAAUAACUACAAUUUCAAAUACGAAACCGGAGAUCACACCUUUGCCACCUCCUCCUGUAUCACUUCUCAUCCCUCCUAAUUCUAUAGAUUACUUUCAAGCCGGACAGCCAAGUCGAAUGAGAAGCUUCGCUCAUGUUGAAGGCAACUAUGCUUUACACGUGUACAUUCCAGUUUAUAUACCGCCAGCGUCAAAGAAAGAAAUUCUCUCCUUUCUGAAGAAGAUAUCAUCUCUUGUACCUGGUCUUCAUGUUGUUGACGUGGACAUUCCACUUGACAUCUUAUGUAAAGAUGAUCAAAAGCUUGAACAUGUUGCAUUAGGAAGAGAGUUUCACAUUAGCUUGGGUAGAACUGUCCCCAUACGAGUUCAUCAGAUUGAUUCUGUUGUUUCAAUGCUUCGCCAACGCCUUCAAUUUAAAAAUCGAUAUUGGAUUGACUUUAGCAAGUGGGAGGUUUUUGUUAAUGAUGAUAAGACUCGCUCUUUUCUAUCGUUGGAAGUUGUGAACGGAGGAUUAGCUGAGAUCACUAAACAAAUUGAAUCAGUCAAUCAGGUGUAUAAGCUUCAUAAUCUUCCUGAAUUUUAUAAGGAUCCACGCCCUCAUAUAUCCUUGGCUUGGGCCCUGGGUGACAUCAGCGAUUCCUUAAAGAGAGUCGUUGAAGAAGAAAUAAAGAAAUCAAGCAUUGCGGGUUUAGUACAGAAACGUAUAUUUACUUGUAAAUGUAGGGGCAUUGAGUGUAAGAUUGGUAAUAAAACAUACAAUUUUUGUAAAUUUCUGGAUGAACCGUAAAUCCUCUGAGAAAUUCGGAUCUUUAAUUGCAACUUCAGUGAAGGAUUUUGCAUUGUCUGAUGAUUUUCUAGUUUAAUCUUUUUACUGAGUGUAUCAAGAUUUGUAUAUUAGUUGUUUGUCCUUGUAUUUUAUGAUGAAUGAGGAAAGCAUUUAAUUAAUUUGCUC